Messenger RNA from Microthlaspi erraticum, 1137 nucleotides. The record is from the annotation of a GenBank genome assembly. NCBI's taxonomy places the organism in Eukaryota, Viridiplantae, Streptophyta, Magnoliopsida, Brassicales, Brassicaceae.
AUGUCUGCUUCAUGUGCUGUAACACCGUCUGCUAGGACUGAACUAUUCAGCUCAUCAUCUAAAAGAUCAAUCUUUCCUGCGCAAAUUUGCCGACCCAGAUACAAAUGUGAGAUCAGCAGAAGGGAUUUUGCAGUGAGAGGGAUUGUUGCUUCUGGAGUUUCCGUCAUGGGUACUCCUUCUUCACCAUCAGCUGCUUCUCAGUCUGUUAAAGGUAGUGGUAGGUUGGCUUACAAGCCAGAAGGCUAUAACUUUUGGGAAUGGAGAGGUCACAAGAUUCAUUAUGUGGUUCAAGGAGAAGGCUUGCCUCUUGUUCUUAUUCAUGGGUUUGGUGCUUCUGUCUUUCAUUGGAGGUAUAACAUUCCUGAGCUGGCUAAGAAGUACAAAGUCUAUGCCUUGGACUUGCUUGGUUUCGGAUGGAGUGACAAAGCCCUCAUAGAGUAUGACGCCAUGGUUUGGACAGAUCAAGUUACUGAUUUCAUGAAAGAGAUUGUGAAAGAGCCAGCUGUUGUGGUUGGGAACAGCCUUGGAGGAUUCACGGCGUUGACAGUUGCGGUGGGAUUACCAGAGCAGGUCACAGGAGUUGCACUACUAAACUCUGCAGGACAAUUUGCAGCCGAGAGUAGGAAACGAGAGGAAGCUGAAGAAACCGUGAUAACCAAGUUUAUAGUGAAGCCAGUGAAAGAGAUCUUCCAACGUGUGGUUCUCGGGUUCUUGUUCUGGCAAGCCAAGCAGCCUUCUCGGAUCGAAUCCGUCUUGAAGAGUGUGUACGUAGACGCUACUAAUGUCGAUGACUACCUUGUGGAAUCCAUUUCAAAACCUGCAACAGAUCCAAAUGCUGGAGAAGUAUACUACAGAUUGAUGACAAGGUUCUUGAUGAACCAGAGUAGAUACACUCUAGAUAGUGUUCUAAGUAAGAUGACUUGUCCGCUUCUGUUGCUUUGGGGAGAUCUUGACCCGUGGGUUGGUCCUGCUAAAGCCGAGAAAAUCAAAGCGUUUUACUCCAACUCGUCGCUUGUGCACUUGCAAGCAGGGCAUUGUCCUCAUGAUGAAGUCCCGGAAGCUGUGAACAUAGCUUUGUUGGAUUGGCUGUCCAAUGUAGUUUCCAAGCCAUCAUCCCCUGAAGUCAUGGAUGUGUAA